Messenger RNA from Austrofundulus limnaeus, 2527 nucleotides. RefSeq names its product G protein-coupled receptor 137c (gene gpr137c). Gene Ontology annotation, biological process: positive regulation of TORC1 signaling. NCBI's taxonomy places the organism in Eukaryota, Metazoa, Chordata, Actinopteri, Cyprinodontiformes, Rivulidae. The transcript has 8 exons. Gene Ontology annotation, cellular component: lysosomal membrane. Bases 539 to 1885 code for a protein of 448 amino acids. The record is from RefSeq and is a predicted model, not a curated record.
AAUGAGAGGAUGGAUUUCUGGAGGUUGGGCGGCGGAAUUAGCCAGUAGAAAUGUAAACUGGGUUAAGAAGGCGUGGUCUAUUUUUCUCAACCCGGAACACAACUCGGAAACUAGGUAGAAUCCCUGGCUCAAAACUCCUUCUGGUUUCUCCCUGAAGAGAUUGGCGUAAAGCGCCAAGAUGGCGGCUCAUAAACAGCGAGUUUCCUUAACAGCGAGGGGGCGGGGCUAAAACCGCAUCACAGCUGAUUUGGAGGAUCCCCCCCCCUCAAGUUGUUUUUGCAAAGAGCAGCUUUGCAGACAAUCACAGAAGAACCUCUCUUGGGUUUUUUCCUCUUUCUUUCAUGUUAUUUUUAACUUAUCGCGCUUUAAACGUAGAUUUACUUCAUUUUAAUGUGCAGUUUUGCCAUUUUAGUUUAAAAAUGCUACUUCUUUUUAAGAAAAAUAAACUGCUUUUAUCGCAAUUUUUCAAUCGGAUGUCAUUGGCUGACUUUUAGCGUCUUUUUUCUUUGCCUUCUGGAGCCGUGAGGCUGGAGUGGAGAUGUUUCCUGCAGCAGGAGAGGAUCUGUUUACCUCACUGGAGGAGUCAAACGGAGAUGCAAUCUCUCCAACGCUGGAGCUCAGUCUGACCAGCCUAUACACCUUGCUGUACUCUGUCCUCUUUGUGUUCGUGUACCUGCAGCUCUGGCUCAUCCUGCACUACGGACACAAGCGCUUCAGCUACCAGAGCGUGUUUCUGUUCCUGUGCCUUCUGUGGGCAGCGCUCAGGACGACCCUCUUCUCUUUUUACUUUAAAAAUGUGGCGCAGGCCAACCGGCUGCAGCCUCUGGCCUACUGGCUGCUCUACUGCUGCCCCGUCUGCCUGCAGUUCUUCACCCUCUGCCUGCUCAACCUCUACUUCACACAGGUGAUGUUCAAAGCUAAAGCCAAGUAUUCUCCAGAGCUCACUAAAUAUAAGGUUCCUCUUCGUUUGUUCUUCCUGUGCGUCAGCGUGUUUUUCCUGGUGGUGAAUUUAACGUGUGCAUUGAUGGUUCAAGGAGCCCUGGAGAACUCCAAACCCCCUAGUGAUGGGGGGGUCAGGCAUGCGGUCUUGGCCCGGGUCCUGAUCAACGACAGUCURUUCGUCUUGUGUGCCGUGUCUCUGGCCGUGUGCGUUUUCAAGAUCGCCAAGAUGUCCUCCGCCAAUGUUUACCUCGAGUCCAAGGGAACGUCUGUGUGCCAAGCGACCGCCAUUGGAGCCAUGGUGAUUCUCCUCUACACGUCCAGAGCCUGUUACAACCUGGUGGUGGUGGCCAUGUCACCCCAGAACCAACCCAGUCCCUUCAACUAUGGCUGGUACAGCGUCUCUGACCAGGCUGACAUUUAUCAAAWCAGCGGCGAGGCCUACAUUGUUUUUGGGGUCAUCCUGUUCUUCUGGGAGCUGCUGCCCACCAGCUUAGUGGUGGUUUUCUUCAGAGUCCAGAGACCCCAUCAAAACCUGACUCCAGGGGGGAUGAUAAACAGCCACAGUUUCAGCUCCAGAGCAUACUUCUUUGACAACCCGCGGCGGUACGACAGUGACGACGACCUGUCCAGAAGCGUUGGUGGUAGAGCUGAUCGGACCAGUCUCCUCUCCACCACGCCCCAGCAGGCAACAUCUAGUUGGUACGGCUCCAUCCAACGUAACGGGACCUUAGCGGCGGGGGCGGCGGCGGCGGCCCAGCAGCCAGCACCUUCCACAGCCCCGCUCCUUUUUGCCCACGGGGGCAUCCAGAAUCACCAUCAUCAUCAUCACAACUACUACUCAACGCCGCAAAACAACAACCAGCAUCAUCACACUAACCAUUAUUCCACGCCGCAGAACUAUUACUGCGGGUCACAGACGCAUUUCUGCACCCCACAAAACUAAGAAGGAAUGACGGUAAACCUUGGACAAAACGUUACAAAUUAUCCAGCUGUAUUAAAAGUAAUACUUUUGAAUCAUCUUGUAAACCAUCUCUCUACUCUGGUUUACCAGUUCCUCAAAAAGGUGUUGACUAAUCAAACAGAAAAUUGGUGCGCCGGGACUAGCAGCUUUUUGAGGACCUCAGCGUCAUUASGAGUGGCGUGCAACGACGUUCUUAAAUCUGACACGCUUUUUCUGUUAAACAGAUCAUCACAUGUGAGACUGGAAUCAACAUAGACCAGAUAAUCAUCAUUCCACUUUUCUUGAAAUGUCAAAGCUUUGCACAAACAGGGGUUGCGUAGCAGUUGCUAGCUUAGWAAGCAAAUUUGGCAAAAACCUGAAACUGUCGGUCAGCAGAUCAGAACUUGGAGAUAAUGUACUCUCACAAGAUUUGUCAAGUUGUUGUUUGACUUCAGAGAYGCUUUUUAUUGGAAUCAUAAAUAAAGACCUUUCAAAAACUCUCAAAGCAUCAYUCAGCUUAGCGAGGUUGUCAGCCAGUUAGCAAACCACCUCGUUGUCUCACUUAAAUAUAGUUUCAGAUGACAGGAAAUAAUUUGCCAAUGGCUGCUGAUGCAGGGAGUGCUGAUSACAGUAAAGGUUAGAUUA